This is a messenger RNA of Camellia sinensis, 830 nucleotides long. NCBI's taxonomy places the organism in Eukaryota, Viridiplantae, Streptophyta, Magnoliopsida, Ericales, Theaceae. The record is from RefSeq and is a predicted model, not a curated record.
UUGCUCACCAAUAUCAGCUUCUGAGUCAUCUUCACCGUAUGCGCCAAGAAACAACUCAGAACAUUAAUGAUUUCCUCUCCCAAAUGUAUUAUGUUUGGGAUCAGCUCGCUCUUUCUGAACCUCCAUGGGAUUGUACUAAGGAUGCUGCCUUUUUUACUACUUACCAUGACCAACAGCGCUUGGUUCAGUUUCUCAUGGCUCUCACUCCCCGAUUUGAGCCAGUACGCGCAUCUCUCCUUCAUCGCACUCCUUUACCCACUCUUGAGCAAGCAAUUUCUGAACUCCUGUCAGAGGAAACCAGAUUUGGUACUCUCCAUCCGCACCCUGUGGACUCUGUUCUUGCCACUCCCCAGAUUCGAAGUUCUCCUUCCCCACCUUCACCACAGAAGUCCAAUGCCUGCAAUUACUGUCACAACCGCAAUCUUCCGUCAACUCAUCUUCUGGUUAAUUGUCCAGUUCGUCUUUGUCGGUUUUGCAACAAGACUGGCCCUGGUCAUCUCCAGCAAGACUGCUUCCGCAAUCCCGCCCGUGCCUCUCGCAAUGGUCCUUCCACCGGGAAUUUUUCUCGCAGCCACUCUCACCGUUCUGGGACUCAGUUUAAACCAAUGCCCGCUCAACGCACUGCUGCUGCUGCCUCAGAGGAUUUACCUUCCUCUGUUCCUAUAGACCCUUCCACUCCAGUCUUCUCUCAAACUGAUGUCGAAGCCAUGUUUCAACAUUUUUGGCAGCGUUCCGGUACUCCUCCAUCUACUGCUUUAUCUGUCACCGCAGGACCCUCGGACGGGGCAAACUCUUGGGAUAUGCCGUAAGCAUGGACGUCUCUACAAACU